CCGCUGUUUGUUUUGGAUUUAGAAAUAGAAAUUGAAAAUUUGAUUUUGGCUUUGAUAGAAACGCUAUUUAUACACGGUAUGUUUAUUUUUACUUGAAUAAGAUGGAGAUAUCAAAGGGAGAAAGUGAUGAAUGAUCAGAAAAGAGAUAUAUGACUGGGUGAGAUGGAUUGUUGAGAGGGUCCCAAUUUGUUGUGUUGGGUUAGAGGGAAGUUGCGAGUUGGGUUAAAUUGGAUGGGUGGUGGGUGAUGAGUGAUGAGUGAUGAGUGAUGCGGGGUAUGAGCUGAUUAUUUUAAGUAACAAAGCAUACUAAUUAUUGAUCUCGCAGAAACCUACCGUCUAAAUAAUCACUCCUGAAAACAUACCUCGAUACCUCGACAUCUCAAUACCUCAAUAUCUAAACACAAAUACCUUUUUCUACACUUCAUCGACAUCUACACAUCUCAACACAUCUCAAAAUGGGUUUCAAAGCUGGUAGGUAUCUUAAUAUGCAAGAUUGACAUUGGAAAAGAAACUGAUUUGAGGGUUAGUUGUCGCUGGUGCUUCUGGAGGAAUCGGACAGGUGAGUUUGAUUUUCUUGAUUUAGUUUCGCGGACGAGUUUAAUGAAGAGAUUGCUAAUUUGUUAUGGCCAUAUCUAUAGCCAUUGUCCCUUCUCCUCAAGACCUCUUCUCUCAUUACGGAACUGGCUCUUUACGAUGUCGUGAACACUCCCGGUGUUGCCGCUGAUCUUUCGCAUAUCUCAAGCCCAGCUGUACGUAUACAAUCUGAAGGGAUAAGGAUAAGGAUGAGUUGUAGAAGCGGUAUAGAGGGAAUAAAAGAUGCGCAAUGGCUAACCUAUGUUAUCUCCAUAGAAAAUCACCGGAUACUUGCCAAAAGAUGAUGGUGCAAAGUUGGCAUUCAAGAACGCCGAUAUUAUCGUUAUUCCAGCAGGUAUUCCUCGUAAACCAGGAAUGACUCGUGAUGAUCUCUUCAAUAUCAAUGCUGGUAUCGUCAAGGGACUCAUCGAGAUCAUUGCCGAUGUCGCUCCAAAAGCUUAUAUCCUCAUCAUCUCCAACCCAGUUAACUCUACAGUCCCAAUCGCCGCCGAGGUUCUUAAGGCUAAGGGAGUCUUUGAUGCUCAACGUCUUUUCGGUGUUACUACUCUUGAUGUUGUUAGAGCUGAAACAUUCGUUGCUGAGAUUGUUGGAAAGGCAAAUCCUCAAGAACUGACAAUCCCAGUUAUUGGUGGUCACUCUGGAGAGACUAUUGUUCCUCUCUUCAGUCAAGCUAAACCAAGUGUUGAAAUCCCAUCUGAUAAAUUGGAAGCUUUGAUUAAGAGAGUCCAAUUUGGUGGUGAUGAAGUUGUUAAAGCUAAGGAUGGAGCUGGUUCAGCUACUCUUUCUAUGGCUUAUGCUGGUUUCCGGUAUGUUUUAAAAUAUCUAUAUGACAAUUCGUAUUGACAAAAAUUAGUUUCGCCGAAAAGGUUCUCAAGGCCUUGAACGGUGAGAAGGGUAUUGUUGAGCCAACAUUCAUCUACCUUCCAGGUGUACCAGGUGGUGAGGCUAUUGCUAAGGAGACUGGUCUUGAUUUCUUCUCUGUUCCUGUUGAACUUGGCGUACGUUUAUCUUGCCUUUCAUUCCUUUUAAAUUGGGUUAUGGAAACUGACGGUGAAAUAGACCAACGGUGCUGAUAAAGCUCAAAACCCACUCACCAACAUUAACGAUGCCGAGAAGAAACUCUUGGCUGCCUGUGUGGAAGGUCUCAAGGGUAACAUUUCUAAGGGUGUUACCUUUGCUAGAGCUCCUCCUCAACAAAAGUAGUUUCCCUAUUUGAUCUCUCUUCCUCUCUACUUUAUCCUUUUCUACUUCUCUAUUCCAUUUCCUCUUUUAUACUUCAUCUCUAUUUCAGAAACUUGAAAAAAAUUAAGAUGGAUGGAAUGGAAAUCAUCAGCAUAAAACAGAAAAUGUUCGCUUGUUCCUUUUGACUGAUUGUUGGCAUCUUGCUUAGAUAGGUUGUGAGAAGGUCUUUCGAUUUUUCGAUGAAGGGGAUAGAAGCCUUCUUUUCCUAAUUUGAUGUCUCCAUUUCUUCAUUUCCUUCGGAUUUGUUUCGAAAUUGAAUUGUGAAGACUGAAAGAAAGGACAAUGGGAAAUAGAUGAGAAGAUGGUUGAAGGAGAGAGGAAAUGAGAAUGAGAAGAAUGAAAGAAAUAAAAAAAGAAAGAAAUAAAAAAUAGAUUUUGGGAUCCAUGGUAUGGGAUUGAGGGGAUAGGAAUGGAUGGAAUGGGAUCAAUAAGAUCAAAAGAGGAACGUUAUAGGAUUGAUAGCAAGCAAUCAAAUGAAAGUGAUGAUUUAUGAA
Messenger RNA from Sclerotinia trifoliorum, 2330 nucleotides. Lineage: Eukaryota; Fungi; Ascomycota; Leotiomycetes; Helotiales; Sclerotiniaceae. The record is from the annotation of a GenBank genome assembly.